Equus quagga is the source of this 6464-nucleotide messenger RNA. It is a transcript of the gene PLXNB3, whose product is annotated as plexin B3. Lineage: Eukaryota; Metazoa; Chordata; Mammalia; Perissodactyla; Equidae. Gene Ontology annotation, molecular function: protein binding; semaphorin receptor activity. The transcript has 36 exons. The record is from RefSeq and is a predicted model, not a curated record. Bases 170 to 6013 code for a protein of 1947 amino acids. Gene Ontology annotation, biological process: negative regulation of cell migration; regulation of GTPase activity; semaphorin-plexin signaling pathway involved in axon guidance. Gene Ontology annotation, cellular component: semaphorin receptor complex.
GUCGGGCUGGGCGCGAUUGCAUUGUGGGGAGGGAGGCCGGGACUCUGCUGGGACGCACUCCUGGCACCGCCAGCUGCUCCUUGGCUGCUGCCACGGUCUGCCCAGGACAAUGCCCUCCACAGCCGCCUUGUGCCCGUCACCACUGCCCUGGGGCAGCUGAACUGAGGAGAUGUGCCUCCCUCUGUGCCACGCCGCCCAGGAGACCCCUCUGCUGCUCCCCUUCGUGGUGGCCCCCGCCAUGGCUCCUGGGCCUCCUUCCGGCGCCCGCCUGCUCGUGCUGCUGCUGCUGCUGCUGCUGUGCCCACCGCACCCCACUCAGGCCCAUCGCUUCUCUGCGCCCAACACCACCUUCAACCGCCUGGCGCUGGCACCGGGCCGCGGCACGCUCUACGUGGGCGCCGUGAACCGCCUCUUCCAGCUCAGCCCCGUGCUACAGCUCGAGGCAGUGGCUGUCACCGGCCCUGUCUUCGACAGUCCCGACUGCGUGCCUUUCCGUGACCCGGCCGAAUGCCCGCAGGCCCGGCUCACGGACAACGCCAACCAGCUGCUGCUGGUGAGCAGCAGGGCACAGGAACUGGUGGCCUGCGGGCAGGUGCGGCAGGGCGUGUGCGAGAAGCGGCGCCUCGGGGACGUGGCCGAGGUGCUGUACCAGGCCGAGGACCCCGGCGACGGGCAGUUCGUGGCCGCCAAUGCCCUGGGGGUGGCCACGGUGGGCCUGGUGGUGCCCACACCAGGCCGGGACCUCCUGCUGGUGGCCAGAGGCCUGGCAGGAAAGCUGUCGGGAGGGGUGCCGCCCCUGACCGUGCGCCAGCUGGCCGGGCCGCAGCCCUUCUCCAGCGAGGGCCUGGGCCGCCUCGUGGUGGGCGACUUCUCUGACUACAACAACAGCUACGUGGGCGCCUUCGCCGAUGGCCACUCCGCCUACUUCGUCUUCCGCCGCCGCGGGGCCCGGGCGCAGGCCGAGUACCGCUCCUACGUGGCCCGAGUCUGUCUUGGGGAUGUCAACCUUUACUCCUACGUGGAGGUACCCCUCGCCUGCCGGGGCCAGGGCCUCGUCCAGGCUGCCUUCCUUGCCCCGGGCACCUUGCUAGGGGCCUUUGCCGCGGGCCCGAGGGGGGCCCAGGCGGCCCUGUGCGCCUUUCCCCUGGCAGAGCUGGACGGGAGCAUGGAGCAGGCCCGGCGCCUCUGCUACACGGCCGGUGGCCGGGGCCCCAGCGGCACGGAGGAAGCCACCGUGGAGUACGGAGUCACAUCGCGCUGCGUCACCCUGCCCCCUGACUCCCCCGAGUCAUACCCCUGUGGCGAUGAGCACACCCCCAGCCCCAUCGCUGGCCGCCAGCCCCUGGAGGCUGAGCCUCUGCUGCAGCUCGGGCAGCCCGUCAGCGCCGUCACAGCCCUCCAGGCGGAUGGGCAUACGAUAGCCUUCCUGGGGGACACCCAAGGCCAGCUGCAUAAGGUCUUUCUCAAUGGCUCUCAAGGCCAGGUGUACCACUCCCAGCAAGUGGGGCCUCCAGGCUCAGCCAUCAGCCCGGACCUGCUGGUGGACAGCAGCGGCAGCCACCUCUAUGUCCUCACCGCCCAGCAGGUGGACCGGGUAUCAGUGGCAGCCUGCCCCCAGUUCCCUGACUGCACCAGCUGCCUCCAAGCCCGGGACCCGCUGUGCGGCUGGUGCACCCUCCAGGGCAGGUGUACCCGCAAGGGCCAAUGCGGGCGGGCAUCCCAGCCAAACCAGUGGCUGUGGAGCUAUGAGGAGGACAGCCACUGCCUGCACGUCCAGAGCCUGCUGCCGGCCCACCACCCCCGCCAAGAGCAGGGCCAGGUCACCUUGUCUGUCCCCCGGCUGCCCACCCUGACCAUGGAUGAAUACUUCCAUUGUGCCUUUGGGGACUAUGAUAGCUUGGCUCAUGUGGAAGGGCCCCACGUGGCCUGUGUCACCCCUCCCCAAGACCAGCUGCCGCUUAACCCUCCAGGCACAGACCAUGUCACCUUGCCCCUGGCCCUGAUGUUUGAGGAUGUGGCCGUAGCUGUCACCAACUUCUCCUUCUACGACUGCAGUGCCGUGCAGGCCUUGGAGGUGGCUGCCCCGUGUCGUGCUUGUGUGAGCAGCCUCUGGCGGUGCCACUGGUGCCCCCAGAGCAGCCGCUGUGUGCACGGGGAGCACUGCCCGGAGGGUGAGAGGACCAUCUACAGUGCCCAGGAGGUGGACGUCCAGGUGCGUGGCCCAGGGGCUUGUCCCUGGGUCGAAGGCCUAGCAGGUCCCCUCCUGGUGCCUGUGGGUUGGGAGAGCCGUUUGGCCCUGCGUGUGUGGAACCUUCAACACUUCCGAGGCCUGCCUGCCUCCUACCACUGCUGGCUGGAACUACCAGGAGAACUGCAGAGGCUGCCAGCCUCCCUGGAAGAGAUGCCUGGAGAUGCGGGCCUCAUCUACUGCCAGGCCCAGCAGUUUCACCCCUCCAUGGCCCAGCGGGAGCUCCCGGUACCCAUCUAUGUCACCCGGGGUGAAGGCCAGCGGCUGGACAAUGCCCGCACUCUUCAUGUGACCCUAUAUGACUGCGCUGUGGGCCACCCCGACUGUAGCCACUGCCAGGCAGCCAACGGAAGCCUGGGCUGCUUAUGGUGCAGCCAUGGCCAGCCCACCUGUCGCUACGGGCCACUGUGCCCACCUGAGGCUGUGGAGCUGCUGUGUCCCACGCCCAGCAUUGACAUGAUUGAGCCCCUGACUGGCCCCCCUGAGGGUGGCUUGGCCCUCACCAUCCUGGGCUCCAACCUGGGCCGGGACUUUGCCGAUGUACGGGAUGCCGUGAGCGUGGCUGGCCGGCCCUGCAGCCCCAACCCCUCUCUCUACCGCACCUCUGCCCGGAUUGUGUGUGUGACAUCUCCCGCCCCCGACGGCACUGUGGGGCCAAUCCAAGUGGCCAUUAAGAGUCGGCCACCAGGCAUCUCAACCCAGCACUUCACCUACCAGCCCAAGGGCCUUGGGGACUGGAGCCGAGGUGAGGAAACGCCAGGCCAGGCUGUCAUGCCUGCCCCAGUCUGCCCUGUCCUCCAGGACCCUGUCCUGCUGAGCCUGAAUCCCCAGUGGGGCCCCCAGGCUGGGGGCACCCAGCUCACCAUCCACGGACAGCACCUCCAGACAGGAGGCAAUGUCAGCGCCUUUGUGGGAGGCCAGCCCUGUCCUAUCCAGGAGCCAGUUUGUCCUGAGGCCAUUGUGUGCCACACUGCGCCCCAGGCCAGCCCAGGAGAAGCUGUGGUACGCGUGGUCUUCGGCCAUGCCCAGCGCACGCUGCUCACCAGCCCCUUCCGCUACACUGCCAACCCCCAGCUCUUGGGGGCAGAGCCCAGCGUCAGCUUCCGGGGGGGCGGGCGGCUCAUCCAAGUAAGGGGCACAGGCCUGAACGUGGUGCAGCAGCCCCUGCUGUCCGUGUGGCUGGAGACCGUGGCGGAGGUGCAGGCUGCAGGGGCCCAGCCCUGGGACCUGACACCAAGGAGGAGCUGCGGGGCCUCUGCUGCAGCCCCCCAGGCUUGUAUCCAGCUCGAGGGGGGCUUGCUGCAGUGCUCCACCGUCUGCUCCGCCAACUCGUCCAGUCUCCUUCUGUGCUGGAGCCCCGCCGUGCCGGAUGGGGCACACCCCCGGCGGGUCUUCUUCACCCUAGACAAUGUGCAUGUGGACUUCGCCAGCGCCAACGGGGGCCAGGACUUUGUGUACCAGCCCAACCCCCGCCUGGCCCCCCUCAGUCGCGAGGGGCCCACCCGCCCCUACCGCCUCAAGCCGGGCAAUGUCCUGGACGUGGAGGGUGAGGGCCUCAACCUGGGGAUCAGCAAGGAAGAGGUGCGCGUGUACAUCGGCGACAGCGAGUGCCUGGUGAAGACGCUCACACUCACCCACCUGUACUGCGAGCCACCACCGCGGGCCCCACAGCCUGCCAACAGCUCCAGCACCCUGCCACAGUUCGUGGUGCAGAUGGGCAACGUGCGGCUGGCCCUGGGCCCUGUCCGGUACGAGGCCGAGCCUGCACUGUCAGCCUUCCCCGUGGAGGCUCAGGUGGGCCUUGGCGUGGGCGCUGCCGUGCUGACCGCUGCUGUGCUCCUCCUCACCCUCAUGUACAGGCACAAGAGCAAGCAGGCUCUGCGGGACUACCAGAAGGUUCUGGUGCAGCUGGAGAACCUGGAGAUUGGCGUGGGUGACCAGUGCCGCAAGGAGUUCACAGACCUGAUGACCGAGAUGACCGACCUCAGCAGCGACCUGGAGGCCAGCGGGAUCCCCUUCCUGGACUACCGCACAUAUGCCGAGCGUGUCUUCUUUCCUGGGCAUGGCGGCUGCCCACUGCAGCCCAUGCUUGAGGGGCCCGGGGAAGAGAGCCACCGUGCCCCCAUGCGCCAGGGCCUCACACAGCUCUCCAACCUGCUCAACAGCAAGCUCUUCCUCCUCACACUCAUCCACACCCUGGAGGAGCAGCCCAGCUUCUCCCAGCGGGACCGCUGCCACGUGGCUUCACUGCUGUCCCUGGCGCUGCACAGUAAGCUUGAGUACCUGACCGACAUCAUGAGGACGCUGCUCGGCGACCUGGCCACCCAUUACGUGCACAAGAACCCAAAGCUCAUGCUGCGCAGGACGGAGACCAUGGUGGAGAAGCUGCUCACCAACUGGCUGUCCAUCUGUCUCUACGCCUUCCUGAGGGAGGUGGCUGGUGAGCCGCUGUACAUGCUCCUCCGGGCUAUUCAGUACCAGGUGGACAAGGGGCCUGUGGAUGCCGUGACAGGCAAAGCGAAACGGACCCUGAACAACAGCCGCCUGCUGCGGGAGGACGUGGAGUUCCGGCCCCUGACGCUGAUGGUGCUGGUGGGCCCCGGGGCCAGUGGGGCCCCAGGGGGCAGCACGGCACAGCGCGUGCCAGCCCGAGUCCUCGACACAGACACCAUCACCCAGGUCAAGGAGAAGGUGUUGGACCAAGUCUACAAAGGCACCCCGUUCUCCCAGAGGCCCUCAGUGCAUGCCCUAGAUCUUGAGUGGCGGUCAGGCCUGGCUGGUCACCUAACCCUGUCAGACGAGGACCUGACCUCGGUGACCCAGAACCAAUGGAAGAGACUCAACACCUUGCAGCACUACAAGGUCCCAGACGGAGCCACAGUGGGGCUCAUCCCCCAGUUGCACAAUGGAGGCGCCGUCUCCCAGAGCUUGGCCCAGAGCUGCCCCUCGCGGGAGAACAUCCCAAUGGCAGAGGACGGUGAGGAGGGUGGGGUCCGCCUCUGGCACCUGGUGAAAGCCACCGAGGAGCCAGAAGGGGCCAAGGUGCGGCGCGGCAGCCUGCGGGAGCGGGAACGGGAGCGGGCGCGGGCCAAGGCCAUUCCAGAAAUCUACCUCACCCGCCUGCUCUCCAUGAAGGGCACACUACAGAAGUUUGUGGAUGACACCUUCCAGGCCAUCCUCAGCGUGAACCGGCCCGUGCCCAUCGCUGUCAAGUACCUGUUUGACUUCCUGGAUGAGCUGGCAGAGAAGCACGGCAUCGAGGACCCGGAGACCUUGCACAUCUGGAAGACUAACAGCCUGCUGUUGCGGUUCUGGGUGAAUACCCUGAAGAACCCACAGCUCAUAUUUGACGUGCGGGUGUCGGACAACGUGGAUGCCAUCCUCGCCGUCAUCGCCCAGACCUUCAUUGACUCUUGCACUGUCUCAGAGCAUAAAGUGGGCCGGGAUUCCCCGGUGAACAAACUGCUCUACGCCCGGGAGAUCCCCCGCUACAAGCAGAUGGUGGAGAGAUACUACUCCGACAUUCGCCAGAGCUCGCCGGCAAGCUACCAGGAGAUGAACUCAGCUCUGGCUGAGCUCUCUGGGAACUACGCCUCUGCUCCGCACUGCCUGGAAGCUCUGAGAGAGCUCUACAAACACAUCCACAGGUAUUACGACCAGAUCAUCAGCGCCCUGGAGGGAGACCCUGUAGGCCAGAAGACGCAGCUGGCCUGCCGCCUGCAGCAGAUCGCCGCCCUGGUGGAGAACAAGGUGACCGACCUGUGAGGUCAGGCCACAACAGGUGCCUGAGGGCCAGCUGGGAGAGCAGCAAGCAGGACCCACCACCGCAGUGCCUUAUGAUCCCUGGAUCGCGCCAGCGCUGAGGAGGGGCCAGGGGGGGGGGGGGGGGGGGGGGGGGGGCAGGGGGCACAGCCAGGUGCUGUGCCCGCCAGGGGGCUCCCUGCUGCCUCUACCCCCGCCCCCCGCCCUUCUUUCCCCCACCUGGGCUUCUUUCUAAUUUAUAGCCAUCCUGACCUCUUCCCCCUCCCCCACUGUAUUUAUUUGCUUGCUGGAGAAUCACAUCUGGAAAUAAAAUAGAAAUCCGCCUUUUCAGAAAAAGCCCCCACCUUCCCCUGCGAGUCUACUUGGUGCUCCCUUGCACGGCCUUCCCCUCGGCCCCAUGGCUGUGGCUUCUGUUGCCUGAGGAAAAGAGGGGUCAGCAGGCACCCCUAGGCCG